CGACGGAGAACAAUCGUCGGAGUCGGAGCAACGGACGGUUAACAUUGCUCCUCCGCCAUGUAUAAAGUAGCUGCAGAGCUCCCUUUGGAUCUCACUGCCCUCAUCUCUCCCAUCGUCUUCCUCGAGCGGCGAGAGAGAGAGAAAAGAAAAGACUAUCUGAUCUUUUCUCCCUCUCUCUCUUGCCACCGCCUCGAUUCAUUUUUUCACGCAGCGAGAUGGGAGGAUGUGCGAGCAGGCCUAAGGUUUUGAGGGACGACAUCGACGCCCCGAUCCCACUGCCGCUGCCGCGGGAAGUGGUGGUGAAGGAGGAUCGUGGCAAACAGGAGGAGGUCACCAAGGACGUGGUGGUGGGGGUGGAAGAAGCCCCCGCCGUCGCCGUCGAGGGGGAGUCCCAAUUUGAAGAUGUCGAUGGUGUUAACGCUAUCCCUUCUGUGACUGAUCACCUGUCCACUCAGGAUGAAGAGCAGAGCUCAGAAGAGGUAAAGGAGGAAUUAUUUGAAACCAAGGAAGCUUCUGAACCAUCCGAAUCCAAGCCCCAAGAACAUGAAAACCCAAUAGAAGAGCAGGAGGCACUGGAUCUCAUUGUUGUUGAUGUAUCUGUAGAAUUCGAGUCCGAAGAGACAGAAGUAGCUGCACCAAUGGCAGCCAAGGUUACAGAGGCAGAAAUAUGCAUAGAGGAGGCACUGGAUCUCAUUGUUGUUGAUGCAUCUGCACAACUCGAGCUAGAAGAGACAGAAGUAGCUGCACCAAUGGCAGCCGAGGUUCCCGAAGCAGAAACAUGCAUGGAGAGGUCAGAUACAGAAGUAGCUGCACCAGUGGCAGCAGAGGUUCCAGAGCCAGAAACAUGCAUGGAGAAGAUUGAGAUAGAAGUAACAGCACCAAUGGCAGCAGAGGUUCCAGAGGCAGAAACAUGCAUGGAGAAGACAGAUACAGAAGUAGCUGCACCAGUGGCAGCAGAGGUUCCAGAGCCAGAAACAUGCAUGGAGAAGAUUGAGAUAGAAAUAGCUGCUGCACCAAUGGCAGCAGAGGUUCCAGAGGCAGAAACAUGCAUGGAGAAGACAGAAACAGAAGUAGAUGCACCAGUGGCAGCUGAGGUUCCAGAGCCAGAAACAUGCAUGGAGAAGACAGAGAUAGAAGUAGUUGCACCAGUGGUGGCAACUGAGCUUCUAGAGCCAGAAACAUGCAUGGAGAAGACAGAGAUAGAAGUAGUUGCACCAGUGGUGGCAACUGAGGUUCCAGAGCCAGAGCCAGAAACAUGCAUGGGGAAGACAGAGACAGAAGUAGUUGCACCAGUGGUGGCAGCUGAGGUUCCAGAGCCAGAGACAUGCAUGGAGAAGACAGAGACAGAAGUAGUUGCACCAGUGGUGGCAGCUGAGGUUCCAGAGCCAGAGACAUGCAUGGAGAAGACAGAGACAGAAGUAGUUGCACCAGUGGUGGCAGUAGAGGUUCCAGAGCCAGAAACAUGUAUGGAGAAGACAGAGACAGAAGUAGUUGCACCAGUGGUGGCAACUGAGGUUCUAGAGCCAGAAACAUGUAUGGAGAAGACAGAGACAGAAGUAACAGUGGCAGUAGAGGUUCUAGAGCCAGAAACAUGCAUGGAAAAGACCGAGACAGAAGUAGCAGCACCAAUGGCAGUAGAGGUUCUAGAGCCAGAAACAUGCAUGGAGAAGACCGAGACAGAAGUAGCAGCACCAAUGGCAGCAGAGGUUCCAGAGCCAGAAACAUUCGUGGAGAAGACAAUAGAGGAUGUUAAGGAAGUAACAGAGGUUACUAGGAUGGAUGACGAAAAUCCUGAUUGGAAACUUUGGAUUGCAUCAGAAGAUGAUUUCCCAAAACCUGAAAUUGAAGCAGAAGCAGAAGAGGUUGCAGAGGAUAAUGCCCCCAAAACCGAGAUCGAGACUUCUCUGGAGGAGAAGAUUGAAAGAAACCAAAUAAUAACUGAUGAGAAACCUCAGGAGACAGAAGGAGAAGUUGAGAAACCUCAGGAGAAGAAAACACAAGGAGAAGAAACAGCAGCAUUAGAGACAACUGCGACUGCUCCAACAACCAAUGAAUCAAAGAAGCCUUCAAAAAAACAGUAUUGGCACAUUGGUAAACUUCUCAGUUUUGGUAAAGCCAAAUGAGAGUAUACAACUAAGUAAACUCUCCUUCUUGUAUCAAUGACUGAACUCAUUCCCUAUAAAUUUUGUUGCACAACAGAAUGUCAUUUGAUAUUCCUAGGUGCCCACCACCAUUUUGUCACCAGUACCAAUUUUGAAAGUGAAAUGAAAAGCUAUUGGAACUGUUUUCUUGAAUGGAAAUUUUCCUAUUAGUGCUGAA
Molecule: messenger RNA, 2319 nt
Organism: Ipomoea triloba (trilobed morning glory)
Lineage: Eukaryota; Viridiplantae; Streptophyta; Magnoliopsida; Solanales; Convolvulaceae
Product: calphotin-like
Exons: 4
Coding region: 216-2123 (635 amino acids)
Source: RefSeq, a predicted model, not a curated record